CUACUCAAGCCUAUUAUUCAUGUAACAAACGCUUACAUUUUGUUUACCAAUUAACUUAACCGUAACUUCUUAUUUAUUGUUGUAGUAGUGUUAUUUAUAUUUUAACCCGUCUAAUUUUGUUUAAUAAUCAGUUACCAUUAAAUAAAACAUUACAAAAGUAAACGUCGUUAACCAGCUUUGUUUAGAAUACAAUAUAAAAUGGGCGAUGUGACUGCAGCAAGUGCUCCUACUGAUGAUUUAAAUAAUUCUGGUUCAUCAUGCUCAUCUUCGUCAUCAGAUUCCGAUGGAGAAUCUAGUAGUUCUGGUUCGAGUUCUAGUUCAUCUUCUUGUUCUGAAACAGCCAAUAAACAAUGUGAUGCUGAAUGUACCGAAUGUGAUUCAAACAUUUCACCUUCAAACGGCCAAACAGAUUGGAUCGUUUGUCAGCUUUGUCUACAUAAAGUAAAAACUCCGUUACAACUUAAACAGCAUAUGCGAAUGCACACUGCGCAUAAGAUACAUCGUUGUGCAAUUUGUAAUAAAUCGUUUGAACAGGCAACUCGUCUGGAAAAACAUAUAGCUAUACAUUGUGGCACAGACUCUCGAUAUGAAUGUGCUCUUUGUGGAAAAGUUUACAAGCUUCGCACCCAAAUUGUUAGCCAUAUAGCAGCACACAAAAAACAAAAUGCCGGCCGGCGUAUUUCAUAUACAUGUACCAUAUGCACAAAAAAGUUUUCAAACAAGUCAAAGCUUCGAGAACACGAGUCUGGACACGAAAACGGCACUUUGCAUUCAUGCGAUGUAUGUGGACGGACAUUCAAGUUAAACUCAUACCUCGUUGUGCACAAAAGAACACACGAAAUGAACGUAUCUUACACCGGCGACAAGCCUUUUACAUGUACACUGUGCAGCAAGUCUUUUUUGAGUAAAAGCAAUUUGGAUUUACACAUGUUAGUGCAUAAUUAUGUUAAAAAAGCGUCAUAUAGUUGUGAAAUUUGUGGUAAAAUAUUCAUGCGAAAGUACAACUACGAUGCUCAUGUAAAUAUACACCAAUAGUUUGUAAGUUUUAUGUUUAAGCGAUGAUUUUAGAAACACAAGUUUUCAAAAGCAUUUAGGUAGUAAAUUAAAACUAUGUGUUAUUUUUGGUGGGUUUUAUUUUUUAUUGUAAGAAAUGAAGGUUGACGUUUUUAAAUUUACACGCUUAUUUUUGUAGUACAGCUGACAUUGUAGCACUGUAGAGGUUUUAAUUUCAAAACUCACUAAAAUUAUUUGACUCGGAAUCUAUCCAUUGUAAGUAAUUGGGUAUUCUUCGAUUUUUUUAUUUAAAGUACUAUUUACAUUUGUUUUAUGUUACAUUACUCUAUUUUUACUACCUUAAUCAUUAUAUAUAUAUUUAUAAUUUAUUUUUACUUUUCAUUGUGGGCCUUACUGAUAAUUUACUUCUAUUCUUUAUAAAACUAUUAUGAAUACUUCUUAUUCCUGUUUAAAAUAUAUUUUAGUGACAAAAACAUAUAAACAUAAUGUAACGUACAAAACUUAUAGCAU
Molecule: messenger RNA, 1524 nt
Organism: Adelges cooleyi (spruce gall adelgid)
Lineage: Eukaryota; Metazoa; Arthropoda; Insecta; Hemiptera; Adelgidae
Product: zinc finger protein 235-like
Exons: 2
Coding region: 199-1035 (278 amino acids)
Source: RefSeq, a predicted model, not a curated record